CCAAGAGCAUGGAGGAUUGUGAAAUUAUUGGAAUGAUUUUCGAAAUCAUUGGCGACAUGCUGUUCGGGAGUGACAGCUCAUCUGAUGAUGAUUAUGACUCAUCCUCUAGCACCUAA
Messenger RNA from Drosophila takahashii, 116 nucleotides. RefSeq lists its product as uncharacterized. The record is from RefSeq and is a predicted model, not a curated record. Lineage: Eukaryota; Metazoa; Arthropoda; Insecta; Diptera; Drosophilidae.